AUGGUCUACUCUGUGCAAAACGCAGCCGCUCAUUGUUUCGACACUGGAAGGGAUCAGCGAUCAACCCAAGUGCUCGCCAAUGAGAGCUCAGAUCUGGAUCCUGGAUCUAAAGCUCUUCUCAUCCCGAACAGCGCUUCAAAGAGUGGCUCUAGUGCCCUUGAAAUUGACGCCAUUCCUAUUGGUUCUGAUGAGCCGACUUGCGGAGACUUUGCCGAUAGCGACAUCUAUUGUUCGACUGAGCUGCAUGGGCGAUUAUCGAUAGAGGGCGACACUCGCAUGGUAUCAGACCGGUUGGAUCGUGCGAACAGGACCACAGAGCAAACACGGGAGGGUACUAAUGAUAGUGGAGAUACACAACCCACCGUUCAGCCACAAACAACUGGUCAGCCUCACGCCGAGAAACAAGCCGACCAGACCACUUGCUUGAACAACCAGACCUGGAUUUCCGAGCAGUCAUGGGAGGUUUUCGACGAUGGCAAUACGACGCAAUCUCCUACCCCGGAUACAACCACCAGAGACACCUCUCCCGCCCCAAAAAGACCUCGAAUUACCGAACCAUCCCAACGCUUGAGCAACAACAGAAGAGUCCAACCCCCACAAAGCGACCAUGGUGAUCUGAAUUCAUCGGAGCAUAUCGACCUCUCAAGAACAAUUCUCCAGAUGAUCAACAAUGCCCGUUCUAUCGGCCAUGCUAGAUUUCUAUCUAGAAGGCACUACGAUGAGUCGAAAAUUCUUAUAAAGAGAUUCGUAGGAAGACAUGCGGUUCCAAUGAUGUUGGACGACGACGGUCCCAAAAAUCAUCUGGUCGUGAUGGAGGAGCUACGCGCUAUGAAACGAGCGAUCGAAUUGUUGACUGGGCAUUGGUGAAGGGUGGUGAAGGGUUUGAAAUGGACAAGGUGGAAGACUUAAAGUGCAGUCGAAGGUUGUUUAUCCAUCGACGUUCCCAGAUACAACUUAACAACACUCCGCUAGUGGAAAACAAUGCCAUUCUUUC
This is a messenger RNA of Aureobasidium pullulans EXF-150, 994 nucleotides long. RefSeq lists its product as uncharacterized. The transcript has a single exon. Lineage: Eukaryota; Fungi; Ascomycota; Dothideomycetes; Dothideales; Saccotheciaceae. The record is from RefSeq and is a predicted model, not a curated record. The coding region runs from base 1 to 867 and encodes 288 amino acids.